Molecule: messenger RNA, 1392 nt
Organism: Cricetulus griseus (Chinese hamster)
Lineage: Eukaryota; Metazoa; Chordata; Mammalia; Rodentia; Cricetidae
Source: RefSeq, a predicted model, not a curated record
GACGAGACUGGAGCCUAUCUGAUUGACAGAGACCCCACCUACUUUGGUCCUAUCCUAAACUACCUCCGACAUGGAAAACUUAUCAUUACCAAGGAGCUGGCAGAAGAAGGUGUGCUGGAAGAAGCAGAGUUUUACAAUAUCGCAUCUCUCGUGCGGCUGGUUAAGGAAAGGAUACGAGACAAUGAGAACAGAACUUCACAAGGCCCCGUGAAGCACGUGUACCGAGUCCUGCAGUGUCAAGAGGAAGAGCUCACUCAGAUGGUCUCCACCAUGUCUGACGGCUGGAAAUUCGAACAGCUCAUCAGCAUUGGCUCCUCCUAUAACUAUGGAAAUGAAGACCAGGCAGAAUUCCUUUGUGUUGUCUCCAGAGAACUAAAUAAUUCUACCAAUGGCAUCGUCAUAGAGCCAAGUGAAAAAGCCAAGAUUCUUCAGGAGAGAGGCUCUCGGAUGUAAACAGGGAAUUUGAAGUUCCAGAACCCUGAAGGCAAGAGAGUGAUCGGCUGAGCAGCUGUGAAGGGGACCCCUGCACCUGUACAGUAACUGAGCUGCUGCAAAGCGAAGCGAAGCUACACCUGGUCCUAGAGAAGUGGUGUCUGCGCAAACCGGAGGAGCCCCGCCCGCCUCGGACGAAGACAGCGCGCCUCUGGCCCCACGGCCCCUUUCCAGAACCCUGUUUUUGUUUUCUAGCCAGUUAUGACAGACCUUCAUAACAGCAUCUGGGAUGGGUCCCUGGCUGGAGCCUUACGGGGAGCUGGGGGAAAAGGAGGAGGGUCUAGCUCCCUGAAAACCGUCUAGACAAGGAGGCUGGUCCAGAGCUGGGCCCUGGCCUCAGCCUGUGUGUGCCCUGAUGGGCCAUUCUUCCCUCACCGGGGCAUCUUUUGAGGUUGGCAGGAGUGUAGAUGAUUCCAGCCUUAGUGCAUUGAAUCGAGGCUUUGGGUACAGACUAGAGUUGCCAGAGGACCCACAAUCCUAUGAACAGAGCCUCAGAGGCAGGAGGAUGAGGUGUCCUGUGCUGUGCUUAAGAGUGUGGUGGCUGCUGCUCCUGGUUCUGAGCCCCGCCCUGUUCCCAUGCGUGGCUUCACCCCGAGGUGCCCCAGGUGGCCCAGCCUCGAGCAGGAGGUUAGAGGUUGUGGUACCCUUAGCAGGGCUGGACGGACGACGGUACUAAGCAGUUGCUGUAACUGCGUCUUCAUUUCUUACCUGGUUGGCCCCGUCUUCCUCCCCCAGCUUCUUGUACUGGACCAAAGAGAACGGACUUUGUGGACCCUAUUUAAUGGCUUGGGGUGAGGAAGGCUAUUUCCGUGGAAGCUGCCAAAUGUGCCGUGUUGUCACAACUAAAAGUGGUGGUAGUGUUUCUGUGAUUGUCUCUUGAACAUGCACUGAUAGGUUGUA